This is a messenger RNA of Lemur catta (Ring-tailed lemur), 4010 nucleotides long. RefSeq names its product leucine rich repeat neuronal 4 (gene LRRN4). Gene Ontology annotation, molecular function: protein binding. The coding region runs from base 185 to 2401 and encodes 738 amino acids. Lineage: Eukaryota; Metazoa; Chordata; Mammalia; Primates; Lemuridae. The record is from RefSeq and is a predicted model, not a curated record. The transcript is spliced from 5 exons.
GUGUCUCAGGCUCUCUCCCUGGAUAGGGUCGGGGGAGGGGUGGCUGGGAAAUACUCUCCCUCCUGAAUUAAGAGCUGAGUUUCGAGCUCAGAGUUGAGUUUCGGUCUAAGCCACUUGUUCCUAGAAUCUCUAAAACAAGCAUCCAAGGGUACCACACUCCAGGAGGACAGCGUCCGGCCGCGCCAUGUGGCGGACCCUGCUUCUGCUGCUGCCGACGGUGUCGCGCCUAAGCGAGGCAGAUCGUCCCCAGGAGAGGGUCCCGCUCUUCCGGCUCACUCAGCAGGGCUCCUCGGGGUGCGGCUGCAGCAACGCCACAGGCUCGCCCUGCGAGGGGCUCCCCGCCGCGGGGGUCACCGCCUUGAGCCUGGCGAACCGCAGCCUGGAGCGCCUGCCCAGCUGCCUGCCGCGCGCCCUGCGCAGCCUCGACGCCAGCCACAACCUGCUGCGCGCCCUGAACGCGUCGGACCUCGGCCGCCUGCCGCAGCUGCGGGUGCUGACGCUGCGCCGCAACCGCGUCGCCGCGCUGAGCUGGGGCCCGGGCGGCCCGGCCGAGCUGCACACGCUGGACCUCAGCUACAACCGGCUGGCCGCCCUGCCGCCGUGCGCCGGGCCCGCGCCGCGCAGCCUCCGCACGCUGGCGCUGUCGGGGAACCCGCUGCAGGCGCUGCCGCCCCGGGCCGUCGCCUGCUUCCCUGCCCUGCGGCUCCUCAACCUGUCGGCCACCGCGCUGGGCCGCGGCGCCCGGGGCGGCAUCGCCGAGGGGGCGUUCACCGGGGCGGACGGCGCGCCCCUGGACGCGCUUGAGGUCCUGGAUCUCAGCGGCACGUUCCUCGAGCGGGUUGAGCCAGGGUGGAUCAGAGACCUGCCGAAGCUCACGUCCCUCUACCUGAGGAUGAUGCCCAGGCUGAGGACCCUGGAGGGGGAUAUUUUCAAGAUGACUCCCAACCUGCAGCAGCUGGAUUGUCAAGACUCCCCAGCACUUACUUCUGUCCACACACACAUCUUUCAAGAUACUCCUCGUCUGCACGUCCUUCUGUUCCAGAACUGCAACUUGAGUUCCUUCCCUCCUUGGACGCUGGCUUCCUCCCAGAUCCUAUCCAUCAACUUGUUUGGCAACCCCCUCACUUGCAGCUGUGAGUUGUCCUGGCUGCUCAAGGACGCAAACAGAACCGUCCUAAACAGGGCGACAGACACCACGUGUGCACCCGCUGCGGGCUCCAGCAGCCCCUUCUCCGCCCGGCUUUCACUCUCCCAGCUGCCUGGUGUGUGCCGGUCCCACCAAAGCGCCACCCUUCUUGCUUCAAACCCACCCUCCUCGGACCACUGGGCCUAUGCACCGACUGCCCUGGGGCCCUCCACCCGGCCGGGCACAGCCCCCUCCGCCCGGCCUGCCAGGGGCCAACAGAGUGUCACUGAGGUCCCCUCCCUAGGUGUGGAUUCCCUCACACAAGCUGCCUGGACGCCCAGCGACGCAGGGGAGGGGACUGCCCCCUCCACCGUCAACUCUCCAGCAGGACGCCGCGACUCCAGCGUUCCACCCAGGGCUGCCAGCGCAGCCGGGACAGGGCACCGAGGAGAACAUGCUGCCAGGCUUGUCCUGGAGCCUAAUGUCUCAGCUGCCUCCACGCCAUUGGCCAGCGAGCGCCUGGGCCCCUUCCCUACCUCGUGGAGCGGCUUGGGCACAGCCCAGCCCGACCAGAGGACGCGACCCACCCCUCAGGCUUCCCACCCGAGUCCCUCUGCGGGAGGGAUUCCAAUCCUCUUGUUAGACGACUACAGUGAGGAGGAGGAGGGGACCAAGGAGGAGGUGGCAGCGCCUCUCCCUAAUGUCCCUUGUGAUUACCACCCCUGCAAGCACCUCCAGACCCCGUGCGCGGAGCUGCAGCGGCGCUCGCGGUGCCUGUGCCCCGGCCUCAGCGGGGAGGACACCAUCCCAGACCCUCCCCGGCUGCAGGGGGUGGCGGAGACGACCGACACGUCGGCGCUCGUCCGCUGGUGCGCCCCCAACUCGGUGGUGCACGGGUACCAGAUCCGCUACGCGGCCGAGGGCCGGGCGGAGAACCAGUCGGAGGUGGGCAUCUCGGCCACCGCCCGGCAGCACACCUUGUACGGGCUGUCGCCGGGCACCACGUACCGCGUGUGCGUGCUGGCGGCCAACAGGGCGGGCCCGAGCCAGCCGCAGGCCUCGGGCUGGAGGAGGGCGUGCGCCGCCUUCACCACCAAGCCCAGCUUCGCGCUGGUCCUCGCGGGGCUGUGCGCCGCCCUCGGCCUCCUGCUCGUCAGCACCCUGGUGCUGUCCGCGUGUCUCUGCCGGCGGGCCCGGGCGCCACACCCGCGGCGCUACGACACGCACCUGGUGGCCUACAAAAACCCGGCCUUUGACCAUCCGCUGGCGACCUAGAUCUUCAAUUAGCCAGUUUCCCCUCCUCCAAUUGAACUCUUAAGCGCAGAAAAGAAGAUACAGAGGGUCAAAAACAGCCCCGUCAGCUCUAGUGUUUCUAACUCCCGUGAAGCCAGCACGCCUCGGGCACACAGGACUUGCCACACUGAGUUUCUCAGUCCAAGGAACAGCUUCCUUCCCUUCCUUCCACUUUACUCUGUUCCCAGAAACCUGAUGAUCAUGGCCAGACCUCUUCCGUGUGUGUGGAACAUCACCUGUGUGUGGUUGCAUUUGGGUGUUCCAGCAGUUAGUGCCCCUCAGUAUCCGGCAGAAUAGUGUAUGGAAGUAGGAAGGGAAAGAACAAGAGAAAUCGCAUAACCCAGCGUCUUCUGCGUAUUAGAGGUGACACCCUCAGGUCUUUCCAAGAAGUUCUUUCAUGGUCAAGCUCUGGCCUAGGCAUAAUGAGCUAUGUUAUUCAAGCAAUCGAUUCCAGCGGUUUCCUGGGACUGGGGGUGAGGGGAAGAACUGUGGGUUGUUUCCUAAGGCCUUCUGGGUUUAUCAGUUGCAUUUCAGGAUAUGGAAAAAAAAAAUGUACUUCCAGUUUUACAGUUAAAACUGCAGUUUUCUGGGAAUAUUUGUAAAACACAGGAAAAGGCUGUCCUUUUAAAAGUCACUGUUAACUACGUUUCACCUGAGACUAAGUAGACAAAUGAACUAUGAAUUCCUUUUCUAGGAAGCAUAAUAACCUUGCUUUCAGGAACUUUUUCUUAAAAUUGGGGGAAAGAAAUGGGCAAAAGACAACCUCAAGGCUCUAGCUAAAAACCAAAGCAUUUCUUUCCUCCCAAUUGAUCAACCAAUACCUUAAUAAUUUGUGUCUUAGUGUGGGAUGUGUCUACUAUACCUUUUUCAAUUUUAUACAAACAGGGAAAAAAGUGAUUCUAUGAAAUUAUAAGUGAGGCCAUAUUUCUAAUUUUCUACAUGAGCAUUUGUUAAUUUCCUGUAGUUGCAGUAACAAAUUACCACAAAGUGAUAAAACUGGCUUGAAAUAACAAAUUUAUUUUUCUCACAGUUCAGGCCAGAAAUCCAAAUUCCAGGUAUCAGCAGGAUUGAUUCCUCCUAGAGGCGCUGAGGGAGAAUUGUUCCAUGCCCGUCUCCUAGCUGCUGAUGGUUAGUGGAAAUCCUUGGUGUUCCUUGGCUUACAGGUAUCACUCCAAUCUAUGCCGCCAUCAUCUCACGGCAUUCUGUGUCUGUGUCCAAAUUUACUUUUUCUUACAAGGAAACUAGUCAUUGGAUUAAGGCCCACUGUAAUCCAAUACGAUCUCACCCUAACUUGAUUUCAUCUGCAAAGACCCUAUUUCCAAAUAAGGUCAUAUGCACAGGUACUAGGUGUUAGAACUUGAACAUACCUUUCUUGAAGGACACAGUUCAACCCACAACAGCAUUUAAUUCUGCUGUCAGGAAAAAAAAUCAAGUUUGAAUCCCAUGUAUCUUUUGUUCCCAAACCAUGUUGCAGAAACUGAGCAUAUCCCACCCUGCUUAAAAAUUGCAAAGCAUGCCAGGUAUGGUGGCAUGUGCCUAUAGUCCCAGCUAUUUGGGAGGCUGAGACAGGAGGAUGAAUUGAGCCCAGGAA